This is a messenger RNA of Lolium rigidum, 402 nucleotides long. Its product is annotated as thioredoxin domain-containing protein PLP3B-like. NCBI's taxonomy places the organism in Eukaryota, Viridiplantae, Streptophyta, Magnoliopsida, Poales, Poaceae. The transcript has 6 exons. Gene Ontology annotation, cellular component: cytoplasm. The record is from RefSeq and is a predicted model, not a curated record. Bases 20 to 364 code for a protein of 114 amino acids.
AGCUUGAGAGAUUGCUGCUAUGAAGAGAGAGGUUGAGAAGCGUGAAGUGCUUAAGAGGCAAGGUCAUGGUGAAUACAGGGAAAUAAUUGAAGGAGACUUCCUAGCGGAGGUCACUCGCUGCAAUAGGAUCAUGGAUAAGCAUUUGAAGGCACUUGCGCCGGUCUAUUUGGGGACUAAAUUCAUCAAGCUUGAUGCCGAGAAUGCUCCCUUCUUUGUGACAAAACUGGCAAUUAAAAUGUUGCCAUGUGUUAUAUUGUUCAAGAAGGGUAUUGUUGUUGAUCGGUUAGUUGGAUUUGAAGACCUUGGAGGUAAAGAUGAUUUUUCUACCAGGGCAUUGGAAAAUAUUCUGAAGAGGAAAGAUUAAGACUAUCAUAUUUGAUAAAACUGGGACCCUGACUAUCG